UGAGCUGCUGUCUUGGACAGCUGCAGGCCAUGUGCUGUACAAUGCCCUUAAGGAGGGAAUUCCAGGAUUUUGACCCAGUGACACUGAAGGAUAUAUUUCCAAGUCAGGAUAGUGAGUGCCUUGGAGGGGAACUGUGUAUCUGCUGGCCUUGCCCUUCUCGAUGGAAGAUGUUGCAAGUUUCAAAGACGUCGUUUCGGGAGCCUUGGUGACGGUGACACUGAGUUGUCAGUCAGUCGGGGUGACUAUGUGAAGACGAACACAGAAACUAUGGAACAUUUCCUCCUCCUUCUGAUAGCUGUGCACAGUGUGGCAACAACUUCCCGACCACUGGAGUUCCAUCCUUGCCAGACGGUAGAGGCAGAAGCAUUAUGCCAGAAUAGAGACCUUAACAUAAUCCCCACAGGUCUCCCUUUCGACAUAUGGAAACUGGAUUUAUCUGUUAAUCGCAUUAAGAGGCUGACAAUGGAGAAUCUGACUCUCUACCACUUCAUUCAGUACCUGGAUUUACAAUCCAACCGCCUGGAGUUUAUCCAACCAGGGACCUUUGCCAGUCUGUCUCACCUGGAGGUGCUUAACCUCGCAAACAACCUCUUGGAUCUCAGCAAAUAUGGCCUCGGCAGGUUACCGUAUGUGAAAAGGCUGGAGCUAUCGGGUAACAGUUUGUACACUGAUGUUGUUGAGGAUUUUCUGAAAGAGGCCCCCUUGCUCGAGGAGCUGUCCUUGGCUAGGAACAGCAUCACCAAACUCUCGGACCACACCUUCCGAGGAUCCCCCUCUUUGACCCACGUAAACCUACAGCACAACAUCAUCAUUGAGAUCGAGUCGGGGGCGUUUCAGUCGCUCUCCAAUCUGUCUGUGCUUGAUCUGGCCAUGAACUCCAUACCCUGUAUCUCUGACUUCGACCUCAAGCAACUUCAGGUGCUGAACUUGAGCAAGAACAGCAUUGAACACUUCCUCAUGGCUGAAUCUGAGGAGGAGUACUCUCUGCAAUGGUUGGAUCUCAGUGACAAUAAUUUGCUCUAUUUUCCCCUCUUUCCCAAGAGGAACCGCCUCCAGCACCUCGACCUCUCACGGAAUUCACUUCAAGGGCUGUCCCCACCGCCCUCCCACCUGGAAGGGAGCCUGAAUCGGAAUUUGCAGACAAACGUGACCAAGUCCUCUCUCUCACUGCACUUGACUGAAUUGGUCUACUUGGACCUGAGCUACAAUGAGAUAACCUCCAUCCCAUGGGAAUUCUUCCGAAACAUGAACUCCUUGAGGUUCCUCAACCUCAGCAGGAACUGCCUGCACAGUUUCGUCAUCGGUGAGGCCAACAUGCUGAACUUGCUGGUCAACCUCGACUUGAGUUCCAACGCAUUACUGAACCUUUCACUGGCCUGGGGCAGCCUCAGCUUCCUGGAACACUUGCACCUUCAAGACAACCACCUACAGAAUCUACCUUCCAAUACCUUCAGGGGCCUGAACAGAAUUCAGAUCAUUAGCCUUCAUAACAACAAUGUCAACAUUUGUUGGGGCACCCAUUGGCCUGAGGACCAUGAGAAUGGGUGCACAAGUUUCUCCCGAAUCAAUACACUCAGGUAUUUAUAUCUGCGCAACAACAACAUUAAGCACUUGCCUCCUCAUGCUUUUCAUCAGACUCCACUUGUGGAGUUGGACCUGUCCUUGAAUCCUGGAAUGAGCAUUCAUCCUGAGGCUCUAUCUGAUCUGGAGGCUUCAUUGACCAACUUGUCUUUGAAAGGCAACAGGCUUCUCUCGUUGGGCGUGAACCUGUCACGUUUUUCCAAUCUCCGGACGCUGGAUGUGUCUGAGAACCAGUUGACUGAGCUUGCCAUCUCCAGCAGGAGCUUGUCGCUAGAAACCGUGGAUCUGCGCAACAAUCAGUUCAGCACCUUGCAGCAAACCUCCAUGGAGCUGCUGAACAGGACCCUACGUACCCUGCUGCUCUCUGGCAACCCAUUUGACUGCUGCCGGACGACUGAGGUUCGGUGGCUGGCCUGGGUCGAUGUCCCAGACAAACGGUCAGUGCUGUGCCAUUACCAGACCAAAGAUGGAUACUCGCAAGCGCAAUUGUUUAGCCCACGGCCCAGCCUCUGCCAGGACGGCACACGAGACUGGGCGACAUGGAGUCUCUUGUUGCUGGUAUUGAUGAUUGUAAUAUUUCUCACCAUUGUCGUAGCUCUGGGUUGCUGCCUGGCACGGAGGCAGAAGGUCAAAGGGAUGUUCUUGCACCAUGUAAAAGCCUAGGCAAUGUGCUUGCUCUUUUCUUCGUCAAUGUUUAAAUGAAGCGAAGUGAGGAGAAUAAACAUUUUACAUAAUCUGCGUAUCAGAUGGCCAUCACAACCAAAGGGGUUUCGUAAAGAAGGCCAGGCAUUUUGCACUGGCUUUUCCCAUCUUUUGGAAGUUGGUCUUCUCCUCAAACCAAGGGGUUCGCAGUACCCAGCAAUUCACAGAAGCACCCCCCCCCCCAAGUAAAUCAAUUUCAGACUAGAUCGCUGACACUAGAUUACUUCCCUCACAGAGUGAUUAUGAGAACAGUGGCCUUCAAAGGUAGGAUAACCAUGGAUCCGUCUUACGUCUGUAAGGUCUGCCCCAACUGCUCAUGAUUAACGGCACAGUUGAUCAGGUAACACAUUAUGGUGGAAGCGAGCUCAAUAAUAAUUUUAGUACAAUCGUAACAAAUGAAGGAAAAAUGUUUACAGCGCUACACGGAAAGGGUAGGAUUGCAUCACUUGCAUCAAACUUUCUGGGAGGUGUCACAGGCCCAACGACCCAAAUGGCCUCCUUUUGGUAGUUUCUCAUUUUGCAUUAAGCUGGUUCACCCAUCCUCAUUGUUUUAAAAAAUCUGUUAGAGAGAACUGUUUGAGUUGAUGAUGGGAUUAUAGACUGGAUUAGAGUAGAGGAUCUUGAGUCUAGAAGAGAGUGGAUGCUGCCUGAACUGCUGUGCUCUUCCAGCACCACUAAUCCAGAAUCUGGUUUCCAGCGUCUGCAGUCAUUGCUUUUACCUCGGAAAAUCAACACUUCAGGCAAAAGCCCUUCAUCAGGAAGGUCCUGAAUUCAGUCUGCAACAAACUCAAAGUCUAAAUUUCCUAUUCAGUCUUCUCCACCUUUUGUGAGGUGGAGAAAAACAAAUCUUUUGCUCUGGAUCAUUAUUCAACGAGCAGGAAGGAAUGGGAUUUGCAGACUGGGUUAGGUGAAUAAGGGGUUGCCUAUGUUCGUAUGUUGCGUAAGAUACCAAUUGCGCCAAAUGGCCUUUUUCUCUGUUGUGCAUUUUCUCCCAUUCUGUCUCUUUUUGGAAGUGGCACUGUUGAUAACAAUCAGCUGGUGAUACCACCCCACUGUCAAAUUACCAAGCAAUUCCUGACACCUAGGCUCUUUCGGUAGUCCCCACAUUCACAGAUGCCAAUUCGAUUCAUUCCAUGCGAUAGCAUGAAACAGUUGAAAGCACUGCAGAGUCACCUUGAAGAACAUUUCAGCAAUAGUACAGAAGACUUGUCCUCCAGAACCUGCUGCACCCCUGGACGAGCUGUUCCAGUACAGCCACAACAUUGGCAUCUACCAGGUAUUAUCCAAUAUUACCAGUCCACAAAAAGCAGGGUAAACCCAACUUGGCCAAUUACCAAAACAUCACUGUACUCUCAAUAAUUAGUAAAAUAAUGGAAAGUGUCAGUUACAGUGCUGUAAAGUGACAGGAGUUCCUCUGGGUAGUGUCCUAGGCCCAACCAUCUUCGGCUGCUUCAUCAAUGACCUUCCCUCCAUAAUAAGGUCAGAAAUAGGAUGUUAGUUGAUUUGCGUAAUAUUCAGUACCAUUUGAAACUGCUGAGAUACUGAAGCAUUACAUGUUCAAUUGCAGCAAGACUUGGACAAUAUCCAGGCUUGGGCAGAUAAGUAGCAACCAGACUCCACACAUGCCAGGCAAUUACUAUUUCCAGUGAGAGACAAUCUAGCCAUUGUAUCUUGACAUGAGUGGCAUUACCAUCACUGAAUUUCCCACUAUCAACAUCUUGGGGGUUACCAUUGAUCAGAAACUGGACUGGCCU
Chiloscyllium plagiosum (whitespotted bambooshark) is the source of this 4037-nucleotide messenger RNA. The record is from RefSeq and is a predicted model, not a curated record. NCBI's taxonomy places the organism in Eukaryota, Metazoa, Chordata, Chondrichthyes, Orectolobiformes, Hemiscylliidae.